AUGCAAGCCACUGCGGAGAAGGUUCAGGCAGGAGCCGUGGACAAGACGGAGAUUGUUGAGACUGGGGAGCCCGUCGGCCCAGAGAUGCAGCGCUGGGGCCGGCUCCCGGAAGGUGUUCUGAGAGCGCUGGCUUCCAGGAACGGUGCUCUGCUGGCGGUUUCCCAUGGGAACCCUCAGGAGGGAGCGCAAGCUGCGCAGAAGCUGGCCGCAAGCACGCGAGGUUAUGCCAGCGGCCCUGGCGGUAUCAAUGGUGCGCAAAGCGCGAGUCCACAUGAAAUGGGAUUGGGCGGCCACGAGGCUGCGGGCCCGGACGCUACUCGUGGUUAUGAUGUCCAGGAAUAUGGAAAGAUUUGGCAAGCGCUGGCACAGGAGAAGCAGUGGCCCAGUGUGCAGCGAUUCUCUGUCAUCGGACCAUCUGGCGCCGAGUUCUUGGAGACAGUGAAGGGUGUGGUGUCUAGCACCACGGGCGGGGAGCCAGAGAAGAUCGAAGUGGUGGCGAAGACGCGCUUUCAAUCUGUUCGUUUGGAUGUGAGGUGUGCGUCGCCUGAUGAUUUCUGCUUGCUCCACAGCCGGCUGAAGAGCAUACCGAAAGCCAGGUUCCUGUUAUAA
This is a messenger RNA of Symbiodinium sp. CCMP2456, 609 nucleotides long. NCBI's taxonomy places the organism in Eukaryota, Dinophyceae, Suessiales, Symbiodiniaceae. The record is from the annotation of a GenBank genome assembly.